This is a messenger RNA of Caenorhabditis remanei, 1041 nucleotides long. RefSeq lists its product as uncharacterized. Gene Ontology annotation, molecular function: DNA-binding transcription factor activity; sequence-specific DNA binding; zinc ion binding. The transcript has 5 exons. The record is from RefSeq and is a predicted model, not a curated record. Gene Ontology annotation, biological process: regulation of DNA-templated transcription. The coding region runs from base 1 to 1041 and encodes 346 amino acids. NCBI's taxonomy places the organism in Eukaryota, Metazoa, Nematoda, Chromadorea, Rhabditida, Rhabditidae.
AUGACUUGUCGAGUUUGUGGAGCUGAAAAUGGCGAACCUCACUUUGGAGGAAUUUCUUGCAAAGCAUGUGCCGCAUUCUUUCGACGAUUUGUCUUAUCGAGAAAGUUGAAAAUAGUGUGUACUUGCAAGGAAAAGAACCACAAAUCAUACCCUUGUAGACAAUGUCGAAUGCUGAAAUGCAUGGCGAUUGGAAUGACUAGAAUUAAAGUUCAACCAAUGAGAGAGAAAAAUGUAAUAAAAGUUCCUACACCAAAAUUCAUGUCGACACUCUCAUUGCUAUCGUGCAAUAUAAUUCCGAGAUCAUGUUUUAAUAUAACAAAAACUGUGGAAAGUUGGCCAGAGAUUGAUAAAAAACGGAAAGAUUUAUAUGGAGAGAACACCUAUGAGCUGAACUUUUCUGAGUUGUCAAAUUUGGCUAAAACGGACACGAAUCUUCUUUGGAAUCUCGGAGAAAUGAUAUUUCCUGAAGUGAAAAUUUUGAACGCAGACGAAAAGGAAGCCAUAAUAUGUAAUUUCUUCCCAAGAUGGAUUAUCAUGGAGUGUGCUAUUGACUAUUCCACAAAUUAUGAUUAUCAUUCCCAAUUAUUAAAAGGAGAUGGCUUGGAUCGUAUGUUAGUGAAGUUCUACGGUUCAUCAAUGCCAGAUGAAAAGCGUAUGUCAGAUGAAGAUAUACUGAAAACUUUCAAACAAUAUUGGAUUCAUCUUUACCUGGUCAUUUGCGAACCAUUUUUUCAAAAGAAGUAUGACAAAGUGGAGUGCAUCGCUUUGUUUCUUCUGAUUCUAUUUGAUGAUGCCUACACCAAUAUCAGUGAAAAAAGUGCUCAAUUAUGUAGGAACUUACGGAAAGUUGUUUUACGGGAACUGAAAGGAUACCACACAGACAAUGAUUUCACUGAGAUGAGGUUUCUGAAUGUUAUAUCAACGCUUACGUCUCUGGAAAGAGGAGAACAAGAUCUUCAAGAAGAAGUUCUGAUUUGCGGGUUGAACAAUGUUUCGUUGCACGAGGAUUUCAAAGCAAUAGUACAAAUGAAGAAAUUGUGA